Messenger RNA from Aspergillus caelatus, 600 nucleotides. RefSeq names its product seipin co-factor family protein. Bases 1 to 600 code for a protein of 199 amino acids. Lineage: Eukaryota; Fungi; Ascomycota; Eurotiomycetes; Eurotiales; Aspergillaceae. The record is from RefSeq and is a predicted model, not a curated record. The transcript has a single exon.
AUGACCGAACACUCCCUCACCCUCCCCCAAUUCAAGCCCGACAACGUCUCGGAAACAACCACAACCCAAAUCCUCCUCACCCCACCCCCCGAAGAACAAGACCACGAUCAAGACCAAGGCCAAGAACAAGAACCCCCACUCUCCCAAACCCAAGACCAAGAUCAAGAUCACAACGCAUACGAUACCCCCCAACCAAACACCCUCAUUAUCGAAAAUAUGAAAACAUACCUAACCACCUCCCUCUUCCGCGCCAGUCUCCGGGCAAGCUCCUCCGUCUCCACCGCUUUGGACUUCCUGCACGCGCAUCCGGUUAUUGCGACUUUGCUGGUGGCGCAGUUUGUUUGCUCGUGCGUGCCGAUCGGGUUGUUUAUCGCUGGGGCGGUGAUUGUGGCGUCACUGGCGGUGGCGCUGUAUUCCUGUGUCGCGGUUUUGGUGCUUGCGCCGGUGGUGAUUGGGACGAGUAUUUUGGGAUUCUGUGUUUGGGGGUGGGGGUGGGUUGUGUUUGUGGUUGGAAGGUGGGUUUUGGGAGUUGUUGUUGAUGGAGAGAGAGGGGGGAGUUUGAAUGGGGAUCUUGAUGGGGAGGAGGGGGAGAGGGAUUGA